UAAUAAUCAUAAUGGUGUCAUUUGGUAUUUGAAUGAAAACCUGCAUUGUAGAUUGAGGAAGAAGAGGUGGUGGUGAUGAUGAUGGAGGAGGAAGAGGAUAUGGAAAUAGAGCAGCAGGUGUUUGUUGCUUACGAGAUUGACCUGGAUUACGAGUUCGAUGCGGCUCGCUUCUUCGAUUUCAGCGCACAAGAACCUGCGGCUCAAGCUCGCCUAGCCGAACUCUGGUUUCAAGCCGCAGGGAGCUACCCUCCUUCUCCUUUUGUGGCGAGAGAGGACGACGUUAGCGCCCUUUCUCCAGAAUCAGAACGUUCGGAAUGCGCAACCACCGUCCUCGGUGCCAAAUCUAACGUUCCGUCGGGGAUUGGAUUUUCCCGCUCUGUCUUUUAUGGUUCAAAAGCUGGGAACGUCCCUUGCUUGCCGAGUGGAGUUCUACGAAAUGUUGAUAUGCAACCGUUGCAAGUAACUACAGGACUGACCUUUAGCAGUAAGAAGACAAUCAGUGGCAAUUUGAAUUCUAAGGUUAAAUCUGCUGCAGUGAAGGGUUCAACGCUAAUGAAACCUACUGCUAGUUUGUUGGCUAAGCAAAAUCGGCCCCCUCAAAUUGUUGGCUCAAGGUUUCAAGCUCAUAACAAAGAAAUGAAUUUAUCUACUUCUGUAGUGGAGAGUCAAGCUGCCAAGCGGCAGAAAUUGGAAGGUGGUCUCUUGCGCAAGGUUGGUGAUGUGAAGCAGCAAGCAAACUUUGUCCACAAGGCACCUAAGAAAGUUGCAACUGUUGAUCAAAAUUCUGGACAUUCCAAGCUGAAGAUUACUAUUCCUAGAGAGCCUGACCUAGAAACAGCUCUUAGGGCACAGAGGAUUAGACCUAAAAAUGGUGCAGAGGCAGAACUUGUGACAGUGGCUGCCCCCGGAUUCAAAGCACGCCCAUUAAACAGAAAAAUUCUAAAUGCUCCUUCAUUUCCACUUCCCAAGAGGAGUACUCCACGAGUGCCAGAAUUUCAAGAAUUUCAUCUCAAGACAUGGGAGAGGGCCAUGCAGCAUAUGUCUGCUACUUCAUCAUCUUCACUUCACAGCAAUGAUAAGGAUUUGGACAAACAUUCUGCUGUUUCUGCUCCAGAAAAUAGAAUCACGGAUUUGAGAAGGCCAUCGGCCAUGGGUGCUCCAAAGCAUGAUGGAUUGGAUUUUGCACAUAAUUUUAAAGCUCGGCCUCUUAAUAAGAAGAUACUUUCAAGUAAAGGAGAUAUUGGUGUUUUCCGGAACAAAAAGCAGGAAACCACCGUGCCAACGGAAUUUAAUUUCCAUACAGAAAAGAGGGUUCAGCAUAACCCACCAAUUGAACUCUUUACCAAGCUGUCCCUGACAUCUGAAAUCCAGUCAAAUACUGGAUCUCAAUUGACACUGCCCCGGCAUUCCAGGGUGUUCAUAGAGGAUUCUAAAGAAAAUAUAGGAAGUUCUUUUCAUCUGGAUGUAAAGGAAACGCCUUUCAUAUUUGGUGGAAAGCAAGUUCAUAGUGGGCCUGAUGGUUGCAUGAGUGAAGCUAGUACUCUGUUCGCUGCAAGGAGGAGCUUGGGAAUUCGAUGACAGCAACUACCAAUGAGGGCCAACGUGCCACAAGAUUUUUGUUAUGGCAGCAGAAUUUUCUUUGCUGAGUUGAAGUUCAAAAGCAACAUAUCUGAAUCUAACAGGCACAUAACAACUCUUCUCAGAUUUUUUUUGUACACAGAAUCUUAGAAAUUUUGUUAAUUGUUAAGACAUUGUAGUUACCAUACCAAAUGUCUGCUUCUCUUGUAUCUUGUACAACUA
This is a messenger RNA of Abrus precatorius (Indian licorice), 1800 nucleotides long. Its product is annotated as protein TPX2-like. Gene Ontology annotation, molecular function: microtubule binding; protein kinase activator activity. Bases 76 to 1578 code for a protein of 500 amino acids. NCBI's taxonomy places the organism in Eukaryota, Viridiplantae, Streptophyta, Magnoliopsida, Fabales, Fabaceae. The transcript has 18 exons. The record is from RefSeq and is a predicted model, not a curated record. Gene Ontology annotation, biological process: mitotic spindle assembly; regulation of mitotic spindle organization; activation of protein kinase activity. Gene Ontology annotation, cellular component: mitotic spindle; nuclear microtubule.